This is a messenger RNA of Cygnus olor (mute swan), 2102 nucleotides long. RefSeq lists its product as uncharacterized. The record is from RefSeq and is a predicted model, not a curated record. The transcript is spliced from 2 exons. The coding region runs from base 1 to 885 and encodes 294 amino acids. Lineage: Eukaryota; Metazoa; Chordata; Aves; Anseriformes; Anatidae.
AUGAGACACCGCCACGGAGAGGCCACCCGCCUGCGCCAAGCUCUGGCCGCCGCCGCUGCCGAACCCACCACAGAAGGUCCCGGCAUCCCCAAGGCCACCGCGGCGGCCAUCGCCUGCGAGUGGCUGAAGGCGGUGGCCUCAGUGGAGGCCGCCUGGGCCAAGCUGAAGGUGGAGGCUGCAAGCCUGAAGGAUGCCUGCGAGGUGGCAGCCACCGCCGGGGCCGCUGCUGGGGCCACCGCCGAGGCCACCAUGGCCCACCUGAUGGGGGCAGUGGCCCUGGAGACUGAAGCGCGUGGCGGGUUCCGGUUGGCCACCCACCUCCUGCCGAUGACCUUGGAGCCGACUGAGGUGGUUGAGGUGGUGGCAGCCCACGAUGCGCGGGUGGCAGAGGCUGGGGCAGGGCUGCAGGAGGCCAGCAAGGCCACCGAGGAGGCGGCAGUGGCAGCGGAGGCCGCAGUCACGGCCAGGGAGCGGGGACGGCAGGCGGUGGUGGCCCGCGAGCUUCUGGGGCACCUGGUGGUGGCCUGUGAUGGUGCCUGCCACUACUAUUGUCACCUGCAGCGCCGCCUCAAGGACAUCGAGGCCACGGUGGCUGCCGGACACGGCGGCCCCGAGGCUGCUGCGGUGGCCCUGGAGGGUCCCGAUGUCCCCAGGGCCAUGCAGCGGGACCUGGGCAUCCCCAAAGGCCUGGCGGAGGCGGUGGCGGUGGCCGAGGCCCUGUGGGGCGCCAGCGCCCGCCUGGCCCAGGAGCACCUCUUGGGGACGCUGCGGGUGGUCCGGGGGCUGCUGAGCACCGGAGGCACCACCGAGGCCACGGCUGUGGCCCAGCGCUGCCAAGAUGCCACCAACGCCCUCCCGGGGCUGCUGCCACGGGGACACUCUUAGGGGACGGUGGCUUCACCAGGGACCAGUGGGGUUCUUGGGGACGGUGGCUUUGGUGACACCCAACACAACCGUGGAGUCAUGGAGCAGGAGUGUUUUGGGUGGAAAAGGGCCUUCAAGUACACCAAGGCCAAGCUGAACCAUGUCCCCUAGUGCCACGUCCCCUAGUGCCACGUCCCCUAGAGCCACGUUCCCUAGUGCCACGUCCCCUAGUGCCACGUCCCCUAGUGCCACGUCCCCUAGUGCCACGUCCCCUAGUGCCACAUCCCUUAGUGCCACGUCCCCUAGAGCCACGUCCCCUAGUGCCACGUCCCCUAGUGCUACGUCACCUAGUGCCACAUCCCUUAGUGCCAUGUCCCCUAGUGCCACAUCCCUUAGUGCCACGUCCCCUAGAGCCACGUCCCCUAGAGCCACGUUCCCUAGUGUCACGUCCCCUAGUGCCACGUCCCCUAGUGCCAUGUCCCCUAGUGCCACAUCCCCUAGUGCCAUGUCCCCUAGUGCCACGUCCCCUAGUGCCUGGUCCCCUAGUGCCACAUCCCUUAGUGCCACCUCCCCUAGUGCCACCUCCCCUAGUGCCACAUCCCCUAGAGCCACGUCCCCUGGUGCCACGUCCCUUAGAGCCACAUCCCUUAGAGCCACGUCCCCUAGUGCCACGUCCAUUAGUGCCAUGUCCCUUAGUCAGCCCAGCCUCCUCACCACGGCCUCAAUUUGGGUGAUCAAGAGCGAUGCAGCCUCCCCUUGGCCUCCUUUCCUCCAAACCGUCCCAAUUCCCUCAAGCCUCAUAAUUCUCAUUUUCUAGUUCUGCCAGUUUCAUUGCCUUUUUUUUUUUUUUUUUUAAUUUUUCCCUCAGAUGUGAGCAAUUCUGCAUUUUUGGGGCGGGAGGCCCAAAACCAGACGCGAGGUUUCGGGCUCACUGGUGCCGUGCAUGAGUUCCCCAUCGAGGUCACCGAUAAAAAUGGCGAUAGGCAAAAAACAUAAAUUGAUUGGUUAAAAAACUGAAACAUGAUGAUAAAUCAAUAAAAAUUGACAAAAAAAGAGAAAUAGUUUGAUGAAAACAAGAAAAUGAGUGAUAAAGUGGUAAAUUGCUUGUUGAAAAUGAUAGAUCGAUUGAUAAAAAUGAUAAAAAUGAUAAAUUGAUUGACACUGGGGACCCCUCCGGGAGAUGCCACCCCCAAAUUCCCAACCCCCGCAAACCACCAAAUCAUACUUUUUUCACCUUU